Saccostrea echinata is the source of this 1122-nucleotide messenger RNA. RefSeq lists its product as uncharacterized. Gene Ontology annotation, molecular function: phosphatidylcholine lysophospholipase A1 activity. NCBI's taxonomy places the organism in Eukaryota, Metazoa, Mollusca, Bivalvia, Ostreida, Ostreidae. The transcript has 3 exons. The coding region runs from base 1 to 1122 and encodes 373 amino acids. The record is from RefSeq and is a predicted model, not a curated record.
AUGUUGAGAGCCAAUAAAGCAAGAGCAUCGAAGGCAAAGAGCCCAUAUGCCCGGCCACCACCAAGGACUUCUGUUGAGCGUAGUAUAGUAGCCACCACGGUGACCACUCAGGCAUCCCCAGUAUCAUCCACUGAACCCAUCAUUCCGACAGUCACCGGUCUCCAUUCAGAGGCUGCUAUUUCAGUGCCACCAAGAAGUUACGUGGUCAGCCAUGGAUCGUUAGCCCAAUCAGUACCCUUGCAGCCUGUUUAUGGGACUGCAGACACCCAGACUCCUGUUGUACAGACUUUACCCACCCAGCCGACAGUGGAGCCACAGUUGCAUAUACCAACAGCUGGCACUACAGCAGACAGUUCUGGAUCGUUUGGGUGUGGUGUUGUUUUUGGUGAUGAAUGGAGUGUGUUAGCUUGGCCGGAAAGUUGGUCCCAGGAGAUAAGGAGAGCCAUUACUUUGUUAGAACUUGUUCCAAUAGUAAUUGUUAAAAAAAAAAUUGUUUCAGAUUACAUAUGGAUCAUUGGAUCAUCGUUGAUUUAUUGGGCUCAGAAAUAUGCUCAACAGAGAGUGAAUAGCAACCUUGGAUUUGAAUCGCAUAGGAUAAUUUGGCAUGGAAUAAGGGGUAUGGUGUGGUCUCAGCUUUAUCCAACAAUCCAAAAGAAGUUAAAAAAUAACAACCCCCCAACAAUCCUCGUAAUACAUUGUGGUGGCAAUGAUAUUGGCAAUCCACAUAGUACUUUAAAGGGCUUACAAAUGUACAUGAAAUCUACCAUCGUAAAUAUUUCACAAUUAAUGCCAAAGACAGUUAUUGUUUGGUCUCAUAUCUUACCACGAAGUAAUUGGACCUUGUGUCUUUCUAACAAAGAUGGAGAAAAUUGGAGAAGAAUUAAUUCUGCCCUCGCUACAUUUGUUGUUAAGAAAGCAUGUGGGGCCUCCAUUAAAUAUCCUGAUAUUUUAAUUAGACAUGUAUCCCUUUUCCGCAAAGAUGGUAUACACUUGUCAGACUUGGGUAAUGACAUAUUUGUAAAUUCUUUAAGAAAUGCUCUUGGGCUGUUUUUGUCAACUACUGACAGAUUUUAUCCUAAUACUACUACUAGUCAAGCCUUGUCAUGGUCAAACCUUGAAUAG